AUGUCAAUUUUAUUCACCUUUAUUUGCGCCUCAGUUUUAGUUGGAGCUUAUUACGUUUCUGUGGAUAUAGACUGGCGGGCCACAGACUCUAGCAGUACUCACAUGAUUACAAACAAUAAGACAAAAGAAUUAUGCCCAGACGGCUACACUAAAUUUGUCGCCGAGAGGCCAGACUGUUUUUCUGUUUCGGGCGUUAGAUUGGGGAAUCAGUCGAUACAAGUCGACGGUAGCGACAUUGUUCUUCACUAUAUAUACGGUAUUGAGUCUUACUGGAAGUACAACACUCCCAUUAUGAUCCGGUUCAAGAAGUAUCACGGGUGGGAGGACAGAGUUUACCCGGCCUACGUGCUUACCAAGAGCGGAAAAUGGAAGGAAGAGAGAACCUAUUACUGGGAGAAGAAUAUUACCACUGGUCACCUCAGGAUCAUUCUCGACGACGUUCUUUCUGACGUGAAGGACAUCGUCGAGCAAGAAAAGGGCAAGGGCACGAACUCCGUGGAGGAAGACGACGAAAAAAGAACCAGGGAGUUUGAGUUUUUCGAGGGGGACAAGUUGCGUGGGAAAAAAUCGGAUUUUAAGUCCAUUUCAGUCCCUUUGGGCUUUCUGGUCUUACACAUUUUUUACAUUUUGGCACUUGGGUAG
Messenger RNA from Theileria annulata, 642 nucleotides. RefSeq lists its product as uncharacterized. The coding region runs from base 1 to 642 and encodes 213 amino acids. Lineage: Eukaryota; Apicomplexa; Aconoidasida; Piroplasmida; Theileriidae. The transcript has a single exon. The record is from RefSeq and is a predicted model, not a curated record.